Molecule: messenger RNA, 3469 nt
Organism: Drosophila gunungcola (fruit fly)
Lineage: Eukaryota; Metazoa; Arthropoda; Insecta; Diptera; Drosophilidae
Gene: NK7.1
Product: homeobox protein abdominal-B
Exons: 4
Coding region: 515-2632 (705 amino acids)
Biological process (GO): regulation of DNA-templated transcription
Molecular function (GO): DNA binding; DNA-binding transcription factor activity, RNA polymerase II-specific
Source: RefSeq, a predicted model, not a curated record
GCACGCACACACUCUCACAUUGCUGACUAACAACACAAAUUGAAUUACGACAUUCCUGUAAAGACAAUGAAUGGCUUUUGUGUGUGCGGUGACCCAAAGCGACGUUCUCAGGAAAUGAAAUUAUACACCAAUUAUUGCCAGCAACAGCAAAAGCUUUUAAGAAAUUGGAAAGAGCAGCCAAGACGAAACGAAACGAAACGAAACGAAAUGUGAGCGGUGAAUAUGGCAACGAAAUCUCAAUAAUUAAUCAAAUAAUAAAUCUCGGUGAGCAAUUAAGAGGAGAAAGACAAAGCCAGCGAACCGAAAGGCCGAAAGCAAUAAAAACCAUUGAAAAGCCGUUGGCUCAGCAUUAAUUAGCGCUAAACGCCGUCGCAACAACGGCGGUAUCGACAUCAGCAGGAGCAACAGAAACAGCAGCAUUGACGGCAGCAACAUGAACUCCCCAGAGCAACAGCAACAGCAACAGCAAAAGCAGCAGCAUCCGCCGCCAACUUAUUAAAGCAACGUGGCCUAAAUGAUGCCCGAAACUGAACGCGAUACGCAUUUGGAGGCAGCGGAAAUGGGACAUAAUUAUGGCAUUGUGAAGGAGCACCAGCAGCAGCAGCAACAUCACCACCUGCAACUCCAUCAGCAGCAACAGCAGCAUCAGCACUCCACUUCCGACCUGUACAAGAUGGCGGCGACCAGUUAUGUUUACACCAGUCCGCUGACCAUACCGCCUCCACCGAUGACCAUGGUCAGUCCCAUCGGCAGCAGCAAGGAGAAGCUUGUGAAUCUGUUGCGCGUCCGCGACAACAAUAACAUGGCCAGCCCGAUCUCGGACAGUCCGCCCACUACUUUUCUGCAAAAACAGCUGGAGGCGGUGGUGGCCCCCAGGCCAAGUUCAGUGCAUCCCCAGCAGCAGCAGCAACAUGCCCCGCAGCAGCAGCAGCAACAGCACCAGCACCAGCAGCAACAACAACGGCGCUCGGCCAGCACACCUGCAAUCACAACUACACCUGGACCGCCCACUAAUUGGCAUGCCCAUGUCUAUGCCACCCAACCGGACCGGCCCACUCCCCACUCCAUAGCCGAUAUCCUGGGCAUAUCCGUGGUCAAAAAGGACCGGCCAGAGGGAGCCUUUGAUUUGACCGGUCCGGUCAUGUCACCGAAUAGCAUACUGAAGCCGUACCAGGACAUGCCGCCCAUGAGGAGCGCCUCCAUUUCGAUGAGCGAUGCCAGCGAGGAGGACAGUGCUGCGAUUGCAGGAGCAACGUCUGCAGCAGCAGCUACAGCAGCAGCAACUGUCACGGCGGCAACUCCGCUCGAUCAGCCGCUAAAUCUCUGUGUGGCCAGAAAGUCCCGCGACAGCAACAACUCACCCAUGCCGGCCACCAAGCAGAGCCACAUUCUCGGAAAGUCUGCCGCCAAAAAAGAAAGCUCUGGCAAGCCAGCAGCCAAGAAAAAGAAGUUGACGCCCACCAAUACGGCAACGGUUCCACUGCCGCCGGACAUUAGUCCCACGGGCAGCAGCGACAGUCUGAUGCGUGACAAGGUGAUGGCCGCCAACAACAGCAACAGCUCGCCCGGCAGCAACGCCAAUCCACAGCAGCUGAGCAAUGCCAACAGCACCUUGGAGACCACCGAGGAUGACUCCGACUCGGGAUCCACCGAUGCCCGGCGAAAGAAGAAGGCCCGCACCACGUUCACCGGCAGGCAGAUUUUCGAGCUGGAGAAACAGUUCGAGGUGAAGAAGUAUCUUAGCUCCAGCGAGCGCACCGAAAUGGCCAAACUGCUGAUGGUCACCGAAACGCAGGUUAAAAUAUGGUUUCAAAAUCGCCGCACCAAGUGGAAGAAGCAGGAUAAUGUCACGAACAACGAGGCCGCGGAACACAAAUCCACGAAUGUCAAGCCAGCAACAACAGCAACAGGUGGCGAACCGGGCGAAAAGAAAGCCUCCAAUACGAAUACAAAUUCGCCCACUGUUGGCAAUGCCGUUGCCACUGUUGAGGCCAAAAAAUCUCCAAAGUCUCCAAAUCGCGGCAGUAACAAUAACAACAAUAAUACACUAAAUAACAAUGUUAAUAACAGCGAUGGGAAAUUGCCGGGCAAACAAAGUACCACCAAAAUUAAAAAACAAUUGAAUGCGCUGCUGGAGAAGACCGUAAAAACGGCCAAUCAGGCAAAUCGUAGUGCGGAAAUGGAGACAUCGGAUCAAAUGCCUGCAGUCGAAAAAAAGAUAAGUAAUAACAAUGAAAAUCAAUUGCUGCAUCAGCGUUUGCAUCAACAUGCUAUACCUUUGACGGUAGAACCAGCUGCUCCACUCGAACAAACCGAGAAAUUGGACAUAAAACUGGAAGAGUCGCCGCAACAUCGGGAAUUACAGUUAAGUCUCCAAAGGGCGGCAAUUCGAAAUGGCCAGCUAACGGAAAUGGAUUUUGAAAGCAAACUGGCUGCAAGUAAAAUAUCCAUUGCCUUGGCCAUGGCCAAUAAACAAAUGCAGCCGGAAAAGUUGCCCAAAACGGAAAGUUCCUCAUCGGAGGGCGAGGGCGAAGAAGAGGAGGAGGAGGAGGAGGUGUCCUCCAGUGAACAUGGCGGUUCCACGGAGGCCCACGAUUCACAGGAUCAGGAUGUGGCCAUGCGGGAGAUCUAAAACAAAAAAAAACUGAUGAAAAUCCCCCCCACACACACAGUCAAAUUAACUUGUGCCAAAAAGUCGAAUAUUGCUAUUGCUCAUCCACAAAGAGGAGGAACCACCCCCAAAAAACAAACAAAAAAGGAAAAAACAGAAGGAAAACCCCCAUAAUUAUAAAACCUAAAUGUAAUUUAAUUGUCGCGUAAUCCGUUCACCUUUAGGCUUGUAUUUAAUUUAUUUAAUAUACUUAAACGCUAAGGCUAGGCUUUUGUAAAUGUCGCAUUUAAAUGUCCGCGUAAACCAUGGCAAAUUGUAAUCUGAACUUUCGAGAAUUUCAUGUGAUAAUGUAUACGAGGCGAUUACAAAAUUGAUUUUACUACUUGAACUAUGAACUAUAUAAUAUCUAGGCCUGUAAGCUCUGCUACCCUGUAAAUUGCAAUUAAAUGAAACAUAUUUAUUGAGUGUUUGUACAAAAAAUGAAACUUAGGCUACAAAUGAGAUGAUAUAGCCCAGAAAAAAAGUUUUAAUUCUGAUUAAAUUUAGCGGAAUUGUAAGAAUUUUAAUUUUACUUGGAUCUUGUUACUAUAUAUUCCAAAUAAUAAACUUAAAUCCAUGCUUCAAAAAUUUUUCAGAGCUUAUUUUAACCAAAAUUAAAUAAAAACCGAUACAAUGUCUAUGAAAUACCACAUUCUUAGGUCCUUAAAUUUGUUUACAAAGAUCUUUAAAAUUAAUUCCGCUAGAUUUAAUAGGACUAUAAAACAAAACCAUGGCUGAUUGAACUCUCGGCCAUUACACAUUUUAAAUUCAACAAAUUAAACGAAAACAAAAUAUACAGAAUAAAUUCAAUCGAUCACA